UAAAUCUCUCAUGUUUAGCCUGAAGCGAAUCAGUUGUCGGCUAAACGGUGAGGAAAACGGUUGUGCGAAUAGCAACAAAUGUAAUAGACGCAAACUUCGAAGCAAUCGUGUACUUAUAUACAUGUGUAUAUCUUUUAGAUAUUUAUAAUAUUUGCUUUGCGAGAAGCAAUUUUUUAUUAUAAAAUUCAAAUGACAAGUAAAAUUAUUGUGACUUAAAAUAAACCUAAUCAAAUAGAAGGCAAUUCUUUAUACAAGAAAGAUAUAAAUUCUAUAAAAAAAGUGUCUGUAAUAACUACGCGGCGCUCUAGUGGUUAGUAGUUGAAAUUUAGUUGUCAAACGAGAAGCAAAUUAUGACUCAAGUUCAUUUUCAACACAACUGUGCAAGAGCAAAUGCAGAAAACAAAAGCAAUUUGCCAUUUCAUGCAUGGCAACAAAUUGAAUGCUUAGCAACAUUUUCCUCACGUGUUUAUAAGCAAAUGUGUUGCAGCAAUACUUAAUGAAAAAGUGAAAAUAUACUACAUAAAACGAAAGUGUGUGUGUGUUUUUAAAUAUAAAUACAAAGAAAAACUAAAAUUAAAAACAAAAUAAAUGCAAAAUAUUAAUGCAAUUCUAAAAAUAAAAUACUAUAGAAACUUCGCAAUACAAAAGUCACACAACCACAUUGCAAUUUUUAAGUGAAAAUCUUUUUUUUUUAAUUCCAAGGCUGCAGCAACAUUAAUCGUCUUUGGAACACUAAUUCAAUGUCACAGCAGCCUGCUAAUAGUAAUUUUUUUCUCUGCAAGCCAACAGCAGUAACAGCAGAAAACCAGAACAACAAAAACAACGCUGCAGCAAAUUGUAGCAACACGCGUUAAAAUGAUGAAAAAAAACUUUAGAUAAAUAAAGUAAAAGCGAGGACAGACAACUACGCAUGAAAUCGCCACGUCUAGAAAACUACUAACCAAAAAAAAAAAACAAAACAACCAAAUACUAAACAAAGCACCUAAUAGACUGUUUGAUUUAAAAACUUGCCAAUGACCAGACGUGUUUACACCUAAAUUAAGCGCAAUUAGCGAUUUUAUAAACGCCCAUGCGCACUGAAAGUAUUUCGAGCGGACGCAACUGCACCGCAUCCGCAUACGCCACUGCCACAGCAUCCGCUGUGUGUGCAACGGCAGCAACAGCUGGCGCAACAAAUAUGGCAACCAUGCCAGUCGUCUGGUGUACAGAUCCAAAUUCAGAGAAUAAACAGCCCACAGCUUUCGCGCUUCACGGCAUUCAAUUGCAGGGUAAUGUGACUGAGAAACAGGUAUUGGCGUUGCGCGAGUUGGUGAAUGCCGCCGCCGAGGGUAGACUCAUAUUGCCGGCUGAUGGCACUUUUGUGCUGCUCGACAGCGGCAUCAGCAUCGAAAGUUCGAUAGUGAAAAGCAAUGGUGACAGCGUCGAUGCGGAUGGCAACAAAGAGAAUGCAGCGCAUAAUGUGGUAGCUAAUGUGACAAAUGCCAGCGGCUUAGAUGAGAAGCAGACUAAAAACACCUAUAUACUUAUGCCUGUGGCAACAACAAAGCAGCGCGCAUCACAACAACAACAACAACAGCCAUCAGAAAGCGCGGAGCUACAAGAGAAGUUGAAGAUGGAAAAAGUGCAGCAAGUAGAAGUGGCAGAGCAAUUUGGCGACGAAGAAUUCGAGCCAAAAUACUCGACAUUCACGCCGCCUAGCUCCAGUUAUGGCGACGAAGUGCUCUACGAAUUUCUCUGCUGCGCCAAAUGUAUGAAUGAAACCUACGCGUCCCGGUGUCCAGCAUCUGCGGCGUUCUCUGCGUGUGCGCGAAAACGCUACAGCAGCUGUCAGUAUGCUACGGAUGCGCUUGCACCCAAAGGUAAUGAAAGUAGGCGCGCUUUAGCUGCAGAACGACUACAACGAUUACUCAGAACUUCCGGUCGCACUAGCGCCCUCGUCGAUUGGGGCGCAAUGUCGGCGGCGUCGAACGCAAGAGCAAAUGGAAUGCCCACGCCAUUAGAUGAUCCUGUAUACAGUAUUGCUAAUAAGUACACGCGCCGGUAUCAGCGCAAGCAUGGUCUUAACCCUGCCUCAGCAUUAGGCGCACGUAAUCGACAAAAUCGACGCAAAUUACCUAUGCAAAGCGUAAAAAUCUUUCAUAAUCGUUGCACUGCAAUCACAAAUGGCAGCAGCAGUGGUGGUGGUGGUGGUGGUGUUGGCGGUGGUAAUGGAGGCAGUAGUGUAAGCAAUAGUCGGAGCAAUAAAAUUGGCUGCAUUCCAUUGUCGGUGAUAUCGACGCUACCUACUUAUGCGAAGCUGAAUAAAAAACAAACCGACAAAAAAGCGCCAUCGCAGUCGAACAGUCGUGAUUUGGAAGUAGAGGAGCAUAGUGCAGGAAUGACACUGCCGUCAAAGAGAAAUAACAAAAGCGCAAAGGUGUCAUGUCCACAUGAAGCCAGCACUGCGGUAGCGGGCGAUGAUAAACAAACCAACUGUGAUACACUAAUGGAAGAGGUAGCCGCUGCUGAAGUAGUAAGAGAUCUAAUUAGUUUCGAUGAUGAUGAUGAUAACGCCGAGCUAAAGACGACUAGCAAUGCCGGCGUUGGGUGGCAAAACCUUGCUUGUGCUACGAAGACCUUCGAUUUGCUGUGUGCGCCCAACAAAGAGUUGACGCCGUCGUCCGUCAUAGCCAGCGAAUGCGAUCACGAUCGCGAGCACGAAGUCGACACCAACGACUGCAACCUUCCACUAUCAACAGAUGAGCUUUGCAUGCAAAUUAGCAACGAAUCAGCCAAAUUAGCGGAGACCGCGACAACGGCAAACGCCGACGACGUUGGCACAGCUGGUGUGGCCGCACAGGCGCACAGCAACAGUUCAAGUAGAAAAACGAGUUUCGAUUCAACUUGCACCAUCAGUUCAAUGGAUUCUGGUUUCAUUGAGAUGCAGAAUAAAUUGGAGAGUUCACUACAGAGUGCGGCCGGUGCUAUAUUGCACGCCGCAGCUGCUGGUACGUGUGCCUCCGCUGCGAAUGCGCGGCCCUCAUUAGCGCAAAUUUUUGAUGGUGUCUGCAGUGCGACGGGUACCGAAAAUUCCCAUACACCAGAGUGUGGUACUGCAAAACAUGUAGCUGCGAGCAACGGCGAAUCUUGCGACGCGCCGGAGAAAAUCGCGCGCCUCUACUAUAAGGAAUGUCUUACACAGUCGCGCAACCGGCGCAAAUCGUACGAAGAAUUCAAGGCGAUGUUUGCCGCAGCGGCACAAAUGGAAGGCGCAAGCAAUGCGGUGGCAACGGCGGCGGCGGCGGCGGAAAUAUUGGCGCGUCGCAAAGCGCUGCAGGUACGUAGCGGCGGCAGCUGUGAAAAGGAAAUACAAUAUGGCACGUCAAUGGCAACGCCAACAACAACUGCAAUGUGCGCAGCUACGCCGAUGGCAACAAUGUCGAAUGCAUUAGAAUCGAUAUCAGAAACGGCUGUAACCGCUGCGGAGGGAGGUGGUGUUGGCAUGCCAGUUGCCGCGUCUACACUUGCCAAUCACAAUAACGCCGCUGCGAUCAAUGAGUGGAACACAUUUGCUGUUGUGAAUAGCGACACGAAACCGGAUUGUGUAAACAAGUUUGCGGUGGGCACAGCUGAAACGAAUACUGCUGACGUGUCCGCCUCACUGACACCACCAUCGGCGACAAGCGCGGUGGCGACGGCAUUACAACAACGGUCAACCACAGAAAUUUUGCGUAAGAAUUCCGAUUUUCUAUCGCAAAUACUCGACCAGAAAUUGCUCGCUGCCAAAGAGAAAGAAAAAGCGCACAUACGCCGCAAAUCUUACGAGGAGUUCAAGCGUUUGGUGCGCGAAUGUGAAGCGAUGGAUGUGGCGGAAAAGUGCAGUGAUGCAACAGAAAGUGCAACCACUGGCUCACCGACCCCAUUUAAACGUCAAAAUUCGCGGCAUCGCAAGAGUUACGCAUCAUUUUUGUUAAUGCGACGCAACUCGCUGAAAGAACAACAAAAACCUACGAACACUGGAAGCUCUAACGCCGUCGUCUCACCACUGGCAGAGUGCAAUGAUGCUGCCGCAACAGCUGACUUGCAGCUACAAAGCAACAACGGAGCCAUUGUGCCAUCAGCGACAGCGCCAUGCAUCAAUAAAGCUGUCGUCGGCGGCAGCGUUGGCAGUAAUUAUAGACGCAACUUUAAAAUCUACGAUAAGCUUGUUUAUGGCACCAUUUAUGACAUCAUACAACGCAAGAAUGACAUUUACAAUCUUACUUACCAUAAAUAUGACAAAUAUAUGACAUACGGCACCAUUUAUGAGAUUUUGCACCGCAAGACAUCGCAAGCAUCGUCCACCGCGUCGUCAGUCACAAGUGCGGGCGAUUUCUUUCAGCGCAAAAGUCUAUCGGCUAUUUUAGAAAAAGAUGGCUUGGCUGUACGUGAAAGGAAAGCUAGUACUUCCAAAAGCGAAAAGGACAAAGAAGACAAAGAAUGCAGAGAAAAGAACAAGUCAUUAAUGCCAACAAUGAUUUACGAUAUUAUACAAAAGCAGCAACAGCGGCAAACGCAAGCUCAAACGAUGGAUGCUCACGUUGCCACAGGGAGCACCGCUAGCGAACCAAAUGCGGUCACCUUGACCACAAAUACUCCUUCCUUGUCGGCGCAUUUGGGCAGCGGUCGCAAAUAUGGUACGAUUUAUGACAUUUUACAAAUGGAGAAAUCGGAUGCCAGCACGACUACAGCUGCUACAACCACGUCGCGCCCAGAAUCCAAGAAUCGUUUUAUUGUCAGCAAAAUCGAUGAAGCUGCUGUCAUGCAGGCAUCAGGUGUCAGCGGCGGCGGUGGCGGUGGCGACAACAGAGUGCACCAACACAUAGAAACUGCAGUUCACAGUGCGGAGCACACAACAUCCGCAGAUAAGUUGCAAGGCGAAGAUGUCGCCGCCCAUUGUGAUUCGCAAAAGUCUGCUAAGCCGUCAAAGCCAAACAAAAUGAGAAGACUGUCUAAUAUGUUGUCUUAUAGCAAGCAACAUACCAAGUCUGAGAAGUCAUCAAGCAGCGAGCGCAUCGAUGAACAACCGGAACCUGCUGAAUCGCGAAAAGUUGAUGACGCGUCCGCUUCAAAGAAGCCAGCACAACACAAACGCCGCAUUGGCCUGUCUCAACUGUUGCCGCUGGACAGCGAAGAGUUGUACGCGCGCAUUAUAGCACAAAAUCGCGCCACCACCUCAACCAUCGCAGGCAAGUUGACAAACGGCGCUGGUGCACCCAUCAUGAAAUCCAGUUCACUAGACGGCAUCUCCGCGGCAGCUGCCGCUUUGGUCUCACCGCCUGACACACCUUCGCCGCCCUCACCGCGACGCAGCCUUAAGCAACAUAAUUGCCUGCAUCUUCUUAACGCACCGGCCGCACAGCAGCGCACCACACUCGUCAAGAAACUAUCGCUAGAUAGCUUCGAAGCGAGUACGUCACGCAAAGAUCGCUCGCCGUUGCGUCGUUGGUCCAAUCAGAUGCCUGUCAAAUGCAAAUGUAUGUCAGUCAGUGAUUCGCGUGAAGGUUCACCGAUUUCGUUGGCGAGUAGCAACGAAGAUUUGUGUACAUGCGCGGCUGCUGUCAUUGAAGCGCGCGCCGAACAACAACGCCAACAAGAACGCGCGCAACAGCAUUUCAGUCGGCUGCUUCAUCAUCAGCCACUGCAGCAUAGAAAUACGUGCCCGAAUUUCUUGAUUUUUAAAGCGAAUACAACAGCAACAGAGGCAUCAGCCGCUACACUAUUGCCAUCGUCAUUGUCGUUUUCUUCGUCUUCGUCUUGUGUCGGUAAUGCCGAUUGUGCUUGCGCGUCACUGGAUAAUUUCAAAAACUUCAGACUGAAUGCACCGUCUAAUGCCAAAGCGAACGCGAAUAAUAGCAACAAAGUUGUAGCGUCCGCAGCAGUACCGUCAACGAAGGGCGGCGGCGGUAGCUCAGCGCCGCUGUUGCUGGCCAAGAAAGCCAAGUCUCGCCGCUUGUCGGAGUUUACGCGCGGUGAAUUUCUAAACGAAAAACCUUGGUACUUCCGUAAGAUAAAACGAAUCGAGGCUGAGAAGAAACUAUUACUGCCAGAAAAUGAACAUGGCGCAUAUUUGAUACGCGACUCUGAGAGUCGUCACAACGACUAUUCACUAUCGGUACGUGAUGGUGACACAGUAAAGCAUUACCGUAUACGACAAUUGGAUGAGGGUGGCUUCUUUAUUGCGCGUCGCACAACUUUUAGAACACUCCAAGAACUUGUUGAACAUUAUUCCAAGGAUUCCGAUGGUUUGUGUGUCAAUCUAUGCAAGCCAUGUGUACAGAUCGAGAAACCCGUCACCGAAGGUCUAUCGCAUCGAACACGCGAUCAGUGGGAGAUCGACAGAACUUCUCUCAAAUUCGUGCGCAAAUUGGGCUCUGGACAAUUCGGUGAAGUAUGGGAGGGCUUGUGGAAUAAUACCACACCGGUGGCGAUUAAAACGCUGAAAUCAGGCACAAUGGAUCCAAAAGACUUUUUGGCUGAAGCUCAAAUUAUGAAAAAGCUGCGUCACACAAAACUCAUACAGCUCUAUGCUGUUUGCACAGUAGAGGAACCGAUCUACAUCAUCACCGAAUUGAUGAAACACGGUUCACUGUUGGAGUACCUGCAAGUACUUGCAGGCAAGGGGCGCAGUCUGAAAAUGGCGAUACUCAUCGAUAUGGCCGCUCAAAUUGCUGCUGGCAUGGCUUAUUUGGAGCAGCAGAAUUACAUUCAUAGAGACUUGGCAGCGCGUAAUGUGCUUGUGGGCGACAAUAAUGUUGUCAAGAUUGCCGAUUUUGGUUUGGCGAGACUUAUAAAAGAAGAUGAGUAUGAGGCACGCGUAGGCGCACGUUUCCCCAUCAAGUGGACAGCACCUGAAGCUGCCAACUACAGCAAGUUCUCCAUAAAGUCUGAUGUGUGGAGUUUCGGCAUUUUACUCACCGAGUUAGUGACGUACGGACGCAUACCAUAUCCUGGUAUGACUAAUGCCGAAGUCUUGACGCAAGUCGAACACGGCUAUCGUAUGCCGGCACCACCCAAUUGUGAACCACGCCUAUAUGAAAUUAUGCUCGAGUGCUGGCACAAGGAUCCAAUGCGACGACCGACCUUUGAGACGCUGCAAUGGAAACUCGAAGACUUCUACACAUCAGAUCAGAGUGAUUAUAAGGAGGCGCAGGCCUACUGAUAAAUGCUUUACACUUCCAGCAGCACGUCUCACAUUAGCGAUAAUAUGAAAAAGCAACAUAUACAACUACAACAACAGCAUAGCAAUUGCCAACGCCACAGGAACAACAACAUCCACACAAAUAAUAUACUACAUAACAGCAUUAGUACUAAGAUGAGUCGCAGCAGUAGCAGUAUGUUGCCAAUUGGUGCAGCAGCAGCAGCAACAACAACAAGUGCAACUGCAAAGAUAACAACAAAAGCGACAGCAUUGUUAGCCAAUAAAGCUGAAGCCGACGGUGCUACUAAGUCGUUGCAGCUAUCAACAACAGCAACAAGUGCCGCCACAGCAGCAGUAUCGGCAGUAACGCCAAUUAAGCCGAUACCAAAGCUGCGGCAUGCAACGACAA
Messenger RNA from Rhagoletis pomonella (apple maggot), 7568 nucleotides. RefSeq lists its product as uncharacterized. Gene Ontology annotation, biological process: cell surface receptor protein tyrosine kinase signaling pathway; innate immune response; cell differentiation. The coding region runs from base 1070 to 7180 and encodes 2036 amino acids. The record is from RefSeq and is a predicted model, not a curated record. Gene Ontology annotation, molecular function: non-membrane spanning protein tyrosine kinase activity; ATP binding; signaling receptor binding. NCBI's taxonomy places the organism in Eukaryota, Metazoa, Arthropoda, Insecta, Diptera, Tephritidae. Gene Ontology annotation, cellular component: extrinsic component of cytoplasmic side of plasma membrane. The transcript is spliced from 11 exons.